AUGACAGCCAUGAGCAACCUCAGCUCAGACGUCACAGAGCUCAUCUUCUCCUACCUCCCAAUCCCAACCCUCAUCCGCGCCUCCACCGUAUGCAAGCUCUGGCACUCCAUCAUCUCCUCCUCCACCUUCUCCCAGCUCUCCACCCAAUCCCAGAAAUACCCCUGGUUCUUCCUCUACGGCAUCCACAACACCUCCUCCAACUUCAACCAGUCCUUCGCCUUCGACCCAGUCUCCAAUCUCUGGUUCCGCCUCCCCUCCCCCACCUUCCCUUCCCAGUCCUCCUCCUUCCUCGGCGUCGAUGGCUUCUUCCUCAUCACCGCCCCAUUCUUCACCUUCUCCCCAAUCCUCAAGCGCCAUUUGCACCCCACCUCCCCUCUCCGCUUCUCCCGCAUCAACCCCCUUGUCGGCGUCUUUGACUCUGGCUCGUCGUCUCCGCCAAGCUUCAUCGUCGUCGGUGGCGUCCGCUUCAUCGGCAAUUUGGUCGACAUCGAGGACCGUUUGGCUGUGGAGAUUUACAAUCCCAAUUCCGAUUCUUGGCUCCUCUGCCCUCCUCUCCCCGCCGAUUUCCGCUCCGGCAACUCGUCCCAGUCUCUCUCAUCGGCCCUCUUCAAGCGCCGGUUCUACGUCUUCGGCAUCUACUCCUGCUUCAUUUCCUCAUUUGAUCUCCACACCCAUCUCUGGAGCGAGGUCCAGACUCUCCGCCCACCGGGGGUCGUCUUCUCCUUCUUGAUUUCCUGCAUGGACCGGCUCGUUCUAGCUGGAAUCUGCAACGGCCCUCUUGGGUCCUCCUUCAAUUUGUGGAAGAUCGAGGAGGCCACCAUGGAGUUCAGCGAGAUUGCGAUCAUGCCUCAUGACUUGUUGUAUGGGUUGUUCGAUGGGGAUGAAGAAGACAAGUUUGCAAGCUUGAAAUGCGUGGGGUUGGGCAAUCUGAUAUACGUGUUCAAUGAGGAGUAUCACAAGAAGUACCCAGCUUGUAUCUGUGAGAUUAGCAGUGAGGAUGGGAAGUGCAGAUGGAGGAAAGUGCCCCAAUUGCCUUCCCCUGUUAAUAAGUUCCAUAAAGUUGUUAGCUUUUCGUCCACAGUUUCGCUUCAUAGUAUUCUUCAGAGUGAAGGAGGAGGAGAUGUUGUUGCUCCUUUGCAGCCCAUGUUUGACUGA
Molecule: messenger RNA, 1155 nt
Organism: Prunus armeniaca (apricot)
Lineage: Eukaryota; Viridiplantae; Streptophyta; Magnoliopsida; Rosales; Rosaceae
Source: the annotation of a GenBank genome assembly